Boleophthalmus pectinirostris (great blue-spotted mudskipper) is the source of this 4560-nucleotide messenger RNA. RefSeq names its product sterol O-acyltransferase 2 (gene soat2). Gene Ontology annotation, biological process: cholesterol efflux; cholesterol metabolic process. Gene Ontology annotation, molecular function: fatty-acyl-CoA binding; cholesterol binding; cholesterol O-acyltransferase activity. The transcript is spliced from 16 exons. Bases 2199 to 3785 code for a protein of 528 amino acids. Lineage: Eukaryota; Metazoa; Chordata; Actinopteri; Gobiiformes; Gobiidae. The record is from RefSeq and is a predicted model, not a curated record. Gene Ontology annotation, cellular component: endoplasmic reticulum membrane.
CCCUCAAAUUAUUAUUUAGAUUAAUGUAGAAAUAUGGUGAAUAGAGAGAAUAGAGAAUAAUUACAGAUAGUGUAUCUGAAGCUGAUGAAAACCAGCUGUUUGUUUGUUUUUAUGUAUUAGUGCAGCUAUUUUUGUGGUAAAAAUGUAUUUUGCUAUGUUUCAGAGUCCAGAUAAUGAUUACUUCUAUCAAAUAAUAUAUAUUUUUUAAUAGUUUUAUGUGUAGUCUAGUCGAUUAAUCAAUGCAGUCCUAUCAGUCAAACAGCUCAUAUAAAACGUGACACCAAAAAGCUGUAUAAGGUUGAUUGGUUGGUUCAUACGUAAUAAUUUUGACAAGGGAUGUUCCAUAAAUUUGUGAAACAGCUUGAACCUUUACUACACUGGAUAGACAGGUAUUUUACUUUAUAAAUUACUUUUAUUACGACUGAUCCAGGACUAAACAAGUGUAACACCAAUGUAAACCGACCCGAACAAACUCUGACUAAAGGUUUGACUCUAAGUUAGAAUUCCAAACAGUUGCCAUAAGUCUUUGUCAGGAACAAGUUGUGAUUAGUUGUGACUGAAACUUGUGAUUAGCCAGAACAAUGAGAAAACUUAGGUCUGUAAAAGACUUGGGAAUGCCACUAGAAGUCACCAGAAGCCACUAGUUAGAGGUGCACAUUUUAUUGAUUAGGAGAGACCACUAAAAUAGAUCAAUGAGAGGAGUCGGAGGUCACUGCUGUUGGGUCUGACUGACCACGGUUUGUGUAUUGAGUAAUUUGUCCCCAUGUCUGUACAAGUCAAACCCAAAAUUGAACAACAUGUUACAAUACCACUUAAAUUAUAUAAUCCAUAGACUCAACCUUCUUAAUUCAGAAUAGGGAAAUUGCAUACAGUUUUUUUUACAGCAAUACAGCAUCAUGGUCUGACUGUUCUCAUAUUAUUUGCUAUAAAGGUCACAAGCCAAACACAAGUUUAAAUUGAGAAAAAGCUAUUAAAAACGAUUAAUCCUACCAUAUACUUUACCCUUUUUAUGCUGUUAACACUGAAAUUAGCCCUACUUUCUAAGUCAUUAAAAUCUUAGAGCUGUUUUAAGACAUUAAUUGAGAGUUUAUACCAUACAUUACUGCGCUUUGGCUUCUAGUUUAAAAAAGUUGAAUGAUGUAUGUUGUCUGUUUACUUACCCCUAAUAACAUUUAAUGUCAGUUCAAUGCCUGUUCUUUAGUGUGAGCUUUGAACUCAAAUAGCAAUACAACAGUACAACAAGUUUGUAAUGUUUCCAGAACAAAGCUUAAUGACUUUGUUUCUUCACAGUAUUUUUUUCAGUUUGUUGGCUAUAACCUUUUAUAGAGAUUAAUGGCCAGCUCACAUAACCACAUAUAGGCCUAUAUAGUAAAGGGAACUAUCACAGUGUCUUUUUCGAUUAGUUUUCCUUCUGGUUUUAGACACAGAAUCUUGUGUUCACUCCUAUUUUAUACUCUCCUCUUAAAGGUGUACUGUGUAACUUUUCUGCUGGAGGAUCCAUCAGAUACUUUUCUCCAUGGAAAUUGUAUUGCUUUUCCUGGAAUGUUUCACAAUAUGGUAUUAAACUUUUCUAUCUUCAUGGAGACCAAACUAGACCAAGUUACAGGUCAAAUCUGUGGAGAGGCGACCCCACUUUAGUCAGAAUGUCUGUUUUUCAAGGUAUUUUUGAGCUAUAAAGCACCUGUAAUUGAAUAAAUGUAAGGUAGAGCUGUUUAAUGUCUUACUGUGGAACAUACCCAGCAAAGCAAUGACAUAGCCAUAGAAACAAGCAGGUUUGAAAAGUUACACAAUGAACCUUUAAUGUUUAGUAAUAUGAUUUUAGCUUGUCACUUGGAAAAUCUAAUCAUUUCUGAUAUAGUAUUAGGCUUGUUUAAACUCUUUUCUCCAGGGUACAAUUAAAAUGUUCCAGGUCAGACAGCAUGCUCCUUUUCCAGUGACACGUUUAACCUCCGUCUGGAAAGGAGGGUGGACAGGGCGGAGCCUUGUUUGCCAAGUCCAGCGGUCAAAAGUCAAAGUUCACCAGGGAGCUGAGAAAAAGGUGAGGACACACAUGUGAACACUGUCACUCCAGUCCACUCUACCGUCUGUGUCAAGGAAGAGGGCAUCUACUCACCCAAAGGUGCAAGUACCCAGAGACUGAUCAUCCAACCAGCCUCACAAGGUAGAGCUCAGAGUGGUGGACCAAUCUGAGGGUAACCAUGACGACCGCCGAGCCAACCAAUCAAGUCUUUCGCCGAAAUAUCAGUGGUCGCGACUCUGAUGACAUCUCCAGCCCAGAGUUGAGACACAGUGAGGACGAGCCUCUUCAUGUGAACAAACAUAUUCAGAACCUGAAAGGGAGACUCCUGGCCCAGCUUCAGGACCAGCUUAGUGAGGUUGUAGACCGAACGCUGUGUGAGUCCGUUCAGAUCUUAUCCCAAAUUCAGCCUCACCAAAAUGGGAAAACUGCACAGGCACCCAUUUCCAGAACAGAGAGGAAAGAUGGUGGAAAAGUGUUCAUGCACAGAAUGUCCCUUUUGGAUGAAUUGUUUGAGAUUAACCACAUCCGAACCAUCUACCACAUGUUUCUGGCUGUUUUUCUCCUCUUCAGUCUGAGCACUUUGAUUGUGGACUACCUCGAGCAUGGCAGGUUGGUCCUGGAGUUUGACCUGCUCUUCUAUGCCUUUGGGAAGCUGGGGACAGUCACAUGGGCAUGGACUCUUAUGUUCCUCUACACUUUACUUGUUCCUUAUCAGUUACUGGUCUCCUGGGGCUCAUUGUACCACAAGUUUCCCUCAAAGAUAGCUCUAAACCUGGGCUUUGGUCUGGUCCUGUGUGCCCUGCAGAUCUGUGUCCUUGGACUGUUCCCUGUCUAUGUGGUCGUACACAACCAGCUCCCCCCUGCCUCACGGUUCAUUGUCAUCUUGGAGCAGAUUCGAUUUCUGAUGAAAACCUACUCGUUCAUAAGAGAGUCUGUUCCUCUUAUUAUCGACAAUCCUCCCAAAGAAGGAGAAAAUCCCAGGUUUCCAACUCUUUCUAGCUACCUGUACUUCCUCUUCUGUCCAACACUUAUCUACAGAGAGUCGUACCCUAGAAAUAGCCACAUUCGAUGGAAGUACGUUGGCGUUACUAUUGGCAUGAUUCUGGUGUGCCUGUUCUAUAGCUACUACAUCUUGGAGCGACUCUGUGUUCCAGUGUUCAGACCUGACACCAACAAGGUUUUCAGUAAACGCUCAAUGGUGCUGGCUAUCUUCCAUUCAAUUUUACCAGGUACGAUGCUGCUGCUGCUCUGCUUCUUCGCCUUCCUCCACUGUUGGCUCAACCUCUUUGCCGAGCUCAUGCGUUUUGCUGACAGGAUGUUUUAUAAGGACUGGUGGAACUCCUACUCUUUUGCAAACUAUUAUCGAACUUGGAACGUGGUGGUCCAUGACUUUCUGUAUUACUAUGGAUACAGAGAUUUCCUGUGGCUGUCCAGGAAGAAGUUCAGAACAGCUGCCAUGCUCUCCGUCUUCAUGGUGUCUGCCUUUGUUCAUGAGUACGCUUUAGGAAUGGGCUUCGGCUUCUUCUACCCCGUCAUGUUCAUCCUCUUUGCCAUCUUUGGGGUUCUCUUUAACUUCACCAUGAACGAUAAGCGUCAGAGCCCGGUAUGCAACGUUGUCAUGUGGGCGAGUCUGUUUCUGGGGCAGGGUGUCCAGGUUUGUCUGUACUGUCAGGAGUGGUACGCCCAGAUCCACUGUCCUCCUAAAAGGGACAGCUUCUGGGAGCUGGUGACGCCUCGCUCUUGGUCCUGCACUUACUACAAGUGAACACUAUGUGGCAGGAGUGGGGCUCCUCAGAAUGAAAAAGAAGAGGCUGGAUUUGAGUUUAGAUGUUCUAGAUAUUAGUUUCUUUAAAUGCAGUGUGUAAAUAUGUACACUAAUAGCCCUUUGUAGCAAUGUUUUCAUCUGUUAACAGUGGUUUUAUAGCAUUUUUAUAAAUAUGAUGAAAUUAUUUGAACAUAUGUUAGAGGUUAAUUCAUAGAUGGUUUUGUAUUGUGUAGUUUUACACCUUGUUUAAUGCUUAUGAAAAAGGUGUGUUGAGUUCAAAAGAAAAUAAAUAAAAAUGAACAUAACAUAAAUACAAAUAAACAUAUAAUGAAGUGAAGCGUCCCAAUUUGCCUAUACAAAGGGUGACUGAAAAUAUUCUAUUGAUGUAGGGGGACCCUAGAGUUAUGAGAAUCUGUGAGAACCGGUCUUGAAUCUAACCACAUGAAUUAAAAGAAUAAGAAUAACUUUUAAUUGAAUUAUUAAUUAGCUUGUAGUAGUACUUCUAACAAAUCAAAAAAUCUAAUUAUAAUGUUACUCAUAUUUGAGAUUCAGUGCAAUACGAUAUCAGUCCAACAUGUGGAGACACUGGUAUGGCUGUCUUUUAAAACAUAAAUGUUUAAUGUUGAUUUUGUCACUGCCCUUGUCUGUCUCUUUUAAAAAUGGACCAUGAGUCAGAAAUAAAGAUGAAUUGAAAUAUCUUAUUAUGCUGCUCCUUGAUUGCUGUUGUAUUACAAGUAUCAUUGGGAACCCCUUAUCAUUAUUACAAAGCCUCUGU